Molecule: messenger RNA, 2721 nt
Organism: Myotis brandtii (Brandt's bat)
Lineage: Eukaryota; Metazoa; Chordata; Mammalia; Chiroptera; Vespertilionidae
Gene: HGF
Product: hepatocyte growth factor (hepapoietin A; scatter factor)
Exons: 18
Coding region: 155-2347 (730 amino acids)
Biological process (GO): hepatocyte growth factor receptor signaling pathway; proteolysis; negative regulation of apoptotic process
Molecular function (GO): signaling receptor binding; serine-type endopeptidase activity
Source: RefSeq, a predicted model, not a curated record
UCAGACCUAGAUCUUUCCAGUUAAUCACACAACAAAUUUAGCGCAUUGCAAUAAAAAGCCGCUCAGAGCCGACUGGCUCUUUCAGGCACUGAGUCCGAACAGGAUCCUUCCACCCAGGCAUCUCCUCCACUGGGACCCGCCAGCGCCCAGCACCAUGUGGGUGACCAAACUCCUGCCAGCCCUGCUGCUGCAGCAUGUCCUCCUCCACCUCCUGCUGCUUCCCAUCGCCAUCCCCUAUGCAGAAGGACAGAAGAAAAGAAGAAACACACUUCAUGAAUUCAAAAAGUCAGCAAAGACUACUCUAUUUAAAGAAGACCCAUUACUGAAGAUAAAAACAAAAAAAAUGAAUGCUGCAGACCAAUGUGCUAAUAGAUGUAUUAGGAAUAAAGGACUUCCAUUUACUUGCAAGGCCUUUGUUUUUGAUAAAGCAAGAAAACGAUGCCUCUGGUUCCCUUUCAAUAGCAUGUCAACUGGAGUGAAAAAACAGUUUGGCCAUGAAUUCGACCUCUACGAAAACAAAGACUAUAUUAGAAACUGCAUUAUUGGUAAAGGAGGUAGCUACAAAGGAACAGUAUCUAUCACUAAGAGUGGCAUCAAAUGCCAGCCCUGGAAUUCCAUGAUACCCCACGAGCACAGCUUUUUGCCUUCGAGCUAUCGGGGUAAAGACCUACAGGAAAACUACUGUCGAAAUCCUCGAGGGGAAGAAGGGGGACCGUGGUGUUUCACAAGCAAUCCAGAGGUACGCUACGAAGUCUGUGACAUUCCUCAGUGUUCAGAAGUAGAAUGCAUGACCUGCAAUGGGGAAAGUUAUCGAGGCCCCAUGGAUCAUACAGAAUCAGGCAAGACUUGUCAGCGCUGGGAUCAUCAGACGCCACAUCGGCACAAAUUCGUGCCAGAAAGAUAUCCCGACAAGGGCUUUGAUGAUAAUUAUUGCCGCAAUCCUGAUGGCAAGCCGAGGCCAUGGUGCUAUACUCUUGACCCUGACACCCCUUGGGAGUACUGUGCAAUUAAAAUGUGUGCUCACAGUACUAUGAAUGACACCAAUGUCCCUAUGGAAACAACUGAAUGCAUUCAAGGUCAAGGAGAAGGUUAUCGGGGAACCGUCAAUACCAUUUGGAAUGGAAUUCCAUGUCAGCGAUGGGAUUCCCAGUAUCCUCACCAGCAUGACAUAACUCCUGAAAAUUUCAAGUGCAAGGACCUAAGAGAAAAUUAUUGCCGAAAUCCAGAUGGGGCUGAGUCACCCUGGUGUUUUACCACUGAUCCAAACAUCCGAGUUGGCUACUGCUCCCAAAUUCCAAAAUGUGACGUGUCGAGAGGACAAGAUUGUUAUCGUGGAAAUGGCAAAAAUUAUAUGGGCAAUUUAUCCAAAACACGAUCUGGACUAACAUGCUCAAUGUGGGACAAGAACAUGGAAGAUUUACACCGGCAUAUCUUCUGGGAACCAGAUGCUAGCAAGCUGAAUAAGAAUUACUGUCGGAAUCCUGAUGAUGAUGCCCAUGGUCCCUGGUGUUACACGGGAAAUCCUCUCAUUCCUUGGGAUUACUGCCCUAUUUCUCGUUGUGAAGGUGAUACCACACCUACAAUAGUCAACUUAGACCAUCCUGUAAUAUCUUGCGCCAAAACAAAACAAUUACGAGUUGUAAAUGGAAUUCCAACACGAACAAAUGUAGGAUGGAUGGUUAGUUUGAAAUACAGAAAUAAACAUAUCUGCGGAGGAUCAUUGAUAAAGGAAAGUUGGAUUCUUACCGCAAGGCAGUGUUUCCCUUCUCGAAACAAAGACUUGAAAGACUAUGAAGUUUGGCUUGGGAUUCAUGAUGUCCAUGGAAGAGGAGAUGAGAAACGCAAACAGGUUCUCAAUGUUUCCCAGGUGGUAUACGGGCCUGAAGGAUCAGAUCUGGUAUUACUGAAGCUUGCUAGACCUGCUGUGUUGGAUAAUUUUGUUAGUACAAUCGAUUUACCCAAUUAUGGAUGCAUGAUUCCUGAAAAAACCACUUGCAGUGUUUACGGCUGGGGCUACACUGGAUUGAUCAACUCUGAUGGUCUAUUACGAGUAGCACAUCUCUUUAUUAUGGGGAAUGAGAAAUGCAGCCAAUAUCAUCAAGGGAAGGUGACUCUGAAUGAAUCUGAAAUAUGUGCUGGAGCUGAAAAUAUUGCAGCGGGACCAUGCGAGGGGGAUUAUGGUGGCCCGCUUGUUUGUGAACAACAUAAAAUGAGAAUGGUUCUUGGAGUCAUUGUUCCUGGUCGUGGAUGUGCCAUUGCAAAUCGUCCUGGCAUUUUUGUCCGAGUAGCAUAUUAUGCAAAAUGGAUACAUAAAGUUAUAUUAACGUAUAAGGUACCGCAGUCAUAGCUGAUGUAACUGUGCCUGAAAUUUCCAUCAAUACAACUCUCUUUUACAUGAGGAUUCAGAGAACAUGGAAUUAAAAUGUCACUUAAAACAAUCCUAAGACACUUGAGUGUCAUGUUUGUUAGAUACUCAUUAAUAUUUAUGGGUGUUUCCUGUUGUUUUAUUUGUGAAUGUUAUUUUGUAAAUGUUGAAGUGAAUUAAGGUACAUGCGAGUGCAGUAACAUAUCUCCUGAAGAUACUUGAAUGGAUUAAAAAAUGCAAAGGUAUAAUUGCUGGAUGAUAAAAGACUUAAUGGGAAAAUCAAUUAAUCUCUCUACACUGCUUUCCAAGGUUAGUUUCUUAAGAAUGAAUGCACCAUAAGUUAAACAUUAUUUUAA